UUUCUCGUAAUUACGUCCGUUUCGAUUCAUUCAUUCAUUCAUAUGGUUGUUUAGUUUAACUUGGGAAGUAAUAAAAAUGGGAAAUCAUCAACAACAGCAUCAAAAAACAACAGCAAGUUCUGUGUCUAAAUUUGUCUUCUUUGUAGUUGGUUUGUCUGUUGGAAUUACAUCCUGUUUUUACAUCCUCAGUUUUUAUUACGUUACAAAUCAGACUCAGUUGUUAGCAAUAGCAUGCACAACAUCAACAUCCUCACAGCAUAAAGCUCAGGCGUUAGCAUCUACACCAUUGCCGCCUUCAUCACCGCCUCCACCACCACCAUCACCGCCUCCCCCUCCCCCUCCAUCCCCGCCUCCACUACGCGAAGAGGAGGAGGAGUUUGGGGAGAAACUGCUGCAUUAUAUAGAGGAUGAUGCAGAGUUGUUAUGGCGGGGGUCAUUGGUGCCUCAGAUACCGGAGUACCCUUUUCGACGUGUUCCAAAGCUUGCCUUCAUGUUCUUGACAAGAGGUCCCCUGCCUUUAGCUCCUCUAUGGGAGAUGUUCUUUGAAGGAAAUGAAGCUAAAUUUUCUAUUUACAUUCAUACUCAUCCUAAUUACACUGAUCCUAUGCCGAAGGAUUCUGUCUUCCAUGGUAGAAGGAUUUCUAGCAAGAGUGUGGAGUGGGCAAAUAUAUCAAUGAUCGACGCUGAAAGACGAUUACUAGCCUCAGCACUCCUAGACUACUCAAACGAAAAGUUCAUCCUCCUCUCGGAAGCCUGCAUCCCCUUGUACAACUUCACAACAAUCUACGACUACCUAUUGAUCAAGAACACUAAUCUCAGCUUCGUAGGAGUGGAACCUGACUUCAAAAAGUCGAGCCCUUACAGAUGGCGGGGCAAGAUGGACCCACCGCUCAAGAGAUGGCAGUGGCAGAAGGGUGCUCAAUGGGUUGUCAUGGACCGAGUUUUAUCCAUAGACAUCCUUUCGGACACCAAAUAUUACCCUGUGUUUCGAGAUCACUGUAGUUGGCCUUGUCAGAAUCAAGAUGAACAUUAUGUUCAGAUUUUGGUUAUGCUUAAUCAUCCAGAGCGCAACUCGAAUUGGAGCUUGACUUGGACUGAAUGGAAGGGCAACCGCCAUCCUACCAUGUUCGGAGCAAGGUCUAAUAUUUCAGCAAAUAUGAUUCAAGAAAUGAGGUUCAGGGAUAAUUGUACUAUUGGUGGCCAAAUUACUAACAUGUGUUAUCUUUUUGCUCGCAAAUUUGCUCCUAAUAGUAUUAAGCAGUUGUUGGAGAUUAGUUCUACAUUGUUUGGGUGAAUAAUAUUAAUUAAGGUAAAGAGCAAGUCAUCUAUCUUUAAUACUAUUGUUUCCUACUUUGCAAAGUUGUAUGUGGUACAUCUAGUUCAUUUGUUUCGCAAAAAUAAAAAUAAACUACAUCGAUCAGGUUCAUUUGUU
Chenopodium quinoa (quinoa) is the source of this 1432-nucleotide messenger RNA. RefSeq lists its product as uncharacterized. Lineage: Eukaryota; Viridiplantae; Streptophyta; Magnoliopsida; Caryophyllales; Amaranthaceae. Gene Ontology annotation, molecular function: glycosyltransferase activity. Gene Ontology annotation, cellular component: membrane. The coding region runs from base 77 to 1294 and encodes 405 amino acids. The transcript is spliced from 2 exons. The record is from RefSeq and is a predicted model, not a curated record.